AUGGGGGCAAAGCUGCUGCAUCGCGUGUUUUUGAAUCUAACUUUUCUCCCUCGGCCACUCCUCUUUAAUUUCCGUCAGCUCCUAGGAGUCUCAUGGCCUUUGCUCCUCACCGAUCUACGGGGCGCCUACUACCUUCGUGAAGACCGUGCGAAUACGACAUUCCAGGCUCCACCUCUCCCAAUGUCCAAUGUCCUGUUCUCAUGGUCCCUAAACAAGAUAUCACGCGUAGGCGUACGUGCUGUAACACUACCUGGCGACCGGGAGAAAUACCAGUCUUCUCCAAAGCCGUACUUUUUCAGGUUGAACGCAUGUUUCUCGCGAAAAUGGUAUCUCGACGUUUUUGGGUUCAUUGGUGAUUCUACUACUCCGCGUUUCACAUUUAUACACAGGCUCCAGCAGGGUCGUCGUAAAUCACGUAUCAGCCGUUUAAACGGCCACCAGCGUUGGUGCAACAUCAAAAGCGAGGGGCAUCCCUUUGUGUUGUCAUGGAUCCUGCUAGCGCCUCGGACCAUCUCUGAGAGUGCACGGCAACGACAAACUGUGCCCAGACUUGGGUCUCCCCUCGCUAAUUCUGGCGUAAACGCAACCCCUACGAGGGGUGAAAAAACUGCGAGGACCCUAAGGAGACCGGAGCAUCUUCAGAGCUUUAUGAAUCUUACGCGCUCGUACACUAUUCUUUAUACUGGCAUCGACCCUGGGAAUGUAUUUGUCAAUCACUUGAGUUGUCCCUCAGAAAGAUCUACAGAGGAUGUAAUCGGUUACUACUCGACGACAAUUUGGCAACCGGGAAAUAGCGAAAAGAAGGCGACUUUUUCACUACGUCUGUUCCUUUCCCCUGUUCUCAAAGAACAAUGGGGCCCCGUACCUAGUUUGAUGGCCGGUCCAGAGUUAUUGGUUUCGGGUGCGAUUCCCCCGAAUCCCCUUGCAGCCCUGUACUUUUCAAUUAUCCUAGAUUGGGAUCUAAUUGAGUUCGUGAUCCUCGCCGUCCCGAAGGUUCUACUGAUUAGCUAUUCUGUGGCCCUACCAUCCCUUACGCCGAUGGAGGAAAAUAGCUUACUGAACCGGCAAGCAUCACGAUCUUUCCCUGCCUUUGAUUUCCUGUGUAAAACGCAUGUGAACCUGCACCCUUUGUAUGAUCCUUUUUACGACCGUUAG
Molecule: messenger RNA, 1155 nt
Organism: Guyanagaster necrorhizus
Lineage: Eukaryota; Fungi; Basidiomycota; Agaricomycetes; Agaricales; Physalacriaceae
Exons: 6
Coding region: 1-1155 (384 amino acids)
Source: RefSeq, a predicted model, not a curated record